Messenger RNA from Verticillium alfalfae VaMs.102, 2088 nucleotides. RefSeq lists its product as hypothetical. Gene Ontology annotation, molecular function: DNA-binding transcription factor activity, RNA polymerase II-specific; transcription cis-regulatory region binding. Lineage: Eukaryota; Fungi; Ascomycota; Sordariomycetes; Glomerellales; Plectosphaerellaceae. Gene Ontology annotation, biological process: regulation of DNA-templated transcription. The record is from RefSeq and is a predicted model, not a curated record. Bases 1 to 2088 code for a protein of 695 amino acids. Gene Ontology annotation, cellular component: nucleus. The transcript is spliced from 4 exons.
AUGGCAGCACCGAAGCAGCAGCAGCAGCGGCCGCCGCCGCCCUGUCUGCUGGCUACCGAGCAGCACCUCUUCACCAGCAGCCGAGCCGAGACGGAACCCCGGCGUCCCACGCCUCCGAAGACGAACAUGAUGACCACGAGCACGACCACGAGCACGACCGCGACCGCGACCGCGACCACGAGCAUGAUCACCACAGCCAACAGCACGCCGACGAGACAAAGCGGCCGCGCGCCUGCGAGGCCUGCCGCGGCCUCAAGGUGCGCUGCGUGCCUGACGCCGCCGCUCCCGAGGGGCCCUGCGCGCGCUGUCGCAAGGCACGCCGCGCGUGCCAUCGGUGACGGUGCCGACCCCGCAAGGAGGGGCCAAGAAGAACGGGACAGCCCGCGUCCGCCCGAGCUCGAGGAAAGAAAGAUUGACGCCCUUGACGGGCGAGCCUGCAAUGCCGCGGGGCAGCCCGGGCGAAGAACGGGCCAUCAGCAACAGGUGGGGGCGGGCGGCCCACCCCCGGGACGGCGGGCCCUGGCGGAGAGAAGAGCCUUUCUGGAGCCCUUCCUGCUGGUGCCCUGCGGCGGCCGGGCGAAGCCCAGACCCCGCCGAAGAAUGGUGGGACACCUGCCAGCCGUCCUGUUCCCGCCCGCCAUGACGGUCGGCGAGCUGCGGACCACCAAGCCCGUGCUGUUCCUGGCCGUGCUGGCGGCGGCGUCGAGCGAGACCUCGGCGCUGCAGCGGCAGCUCGUGCGCGAGACGAUGCAGGUGCUCGCUGAAAAGGUCGUCAUCACGGGCGAGAAGAGCCUCGAGCUCGUGCAGGCGCUGCAGCUCACCACCAUCUGGUACUGGCCGCCCGAGCACUACGAGGAGCUCAAGUUCUACCAGCUCGUGCACAUGGCCGCCGUCAUGGCCAUCGACAUUGGCCUCGGCAAGCGCUCCGCCGCGCCCCAAGGCAUUACGCCCUACGGCGUCUACGGCGUCUACGCCUACCGCCACGCCCAGCACCGCCGGACCCAGCUGCCCGACCCCCAGUCUCUCGAGGCGCGCCGCGCUUGGCUGGCCUGUUACUAUCUCUCGAGCAACACGGCCAUGGCCCUGCAUCGCCCGCUGCUCAUCCGCUGGACAAAGUUCAUGGCCGACAGCAUGGAGAUCCUGCGCACCGCGCCCGAUGCGGCGCCGACGGACAAGUACUUUUGCGGUCUCGUCGACACGCAUCGCGUGUCCGAGGAUGUCGCUGCCCAGUUUGCGACGGCUGAGCCUGAGGAUGCGAUCAAUGUUCGCGAUCCCGGCGUCACGUUUUCCCUAAGGAGGUUAAAGCGUGAUCUCGAUACGUCGUACAACAUGCUGCCUCCUGAUCUUCACCGAACCACGCUAACCAUAUCAUACCAUGUCGUCAAGAUUUACAUGCACGAGAUGAUCAUCAAUGUCUGCUCGUCACCCGCAGCCAGGACGAACCACCCUGCGGAAAUCUCCCUCCAAGACAUCGCUGCGACGUCACCUCUGUCCGGGCUGCAUCCCCUCCACGUCAACGCCUACUCGGCCUGCCUCUCCUCCUGCCACGCCAUCUUCGACACGUUUCUCGCCACCGACAUAGCCACCCUCCGCUGCCUGCCCGUCUUCAACCUCGUCCGCAUCUCGUACGCCCUCGUCGUUCUCAUCAAAAUGUUCUUCUGCGCCGUCGCCCCCGGUAGCGAGCUCGCCGGCAUCAUGGGACGCGACGACUUGAAGGUCCAUACCUACGUGAACCAGAUCCUCGAGCACUUCCGAGCGGCGGCCGCCGACGACGGAAGCCGCCCCGCAAGCAACCUCGGCAUUACCGGCCCCGUCAACUUCCCCAUCCAGCCGUGGCCCCCCGCCUUCUCCUCCUCCUCCUCCUCCUCCCUCGGUCCCCACGCGGACACGAGCAUGGCCGAAGACCCCGCCAGCGCCGAGGCCUGCGUGCGCUAUGCCCUCGCCAUUGACCCGUGGGUCGGCCAGUUUGGCGACGUCCUCGACGGCGUGCGCGCGGGCGGAGGCGCCGACGGCGCGGGCGGGCCUGCCGGUGGAGGUCCUGGUGGCAGCGGUGGCUGGGCGGGACCGGCGCAGCAGUUCCAGAUGUGA